This is a messenger RNA of Erigeron canadensis, 813 nucleotides long. RefSeq lists its product as uncharacterized. The coding region runs from base 1 to 813 and encodes 270 amino acids. The record is from RefSeq and is a predicted model, not a curated record. NCBI's taxonomy places the organism in Eukaryota, Viridiplantae, Streptophyta, Magnoliopsida, Asterales, Asteraceae. The transcript is spliced from 2 exons.
AUGGCACGUAUGCUGAAUCAACUAACAGGUUCCUCGGAAUCUUCAGUACCUAACUUUGGCAUUGAGCCACUCACUGGCGCGAACUUCGCUUCUUGGAAGGAUCAACUGAUGCUGACUCUAGGCAUGUUAGAUUACGACCUUGCCAUUCGUCAGGAUGAACCUGCUGCCGUUACUGAGCAAUCCACUAGGGAACAUAAGGCGGCUUAUGAUAGAUGGGAAAAGGCGAAUCGCUUAUCACUUAUGCUGGUCAAGAACACAAUCAACCUCAGCAUCCGAGGAGCAAUUCCUGAUUCUGACAAAGUGAAGGAAUACCUCAAAUCUUUAGAGGAUCAUUUCAAGGGAUCAUUAAAGGCGCUGGCAAGUAACUUGAUGCUGCAAAUGCUUACUCUGAAAUAUGAUGGUAGCAGUGGUGUUCGUGAACACAUCAUGAAGAUGACUGACAUGGCUAAUAAGCUUAAGAGCCUUGAAAUGGAAGUGUCAGAUAACUUUCUUGUGCAUUUCAUCAUGACAUCCUUACCUGCUCGUUUUGACACCUUCAAAGUGAAUUACAAUGCUAUGAAGGAUAAGUGGUCAACGAGUGAUCUAAUUUUGAUGUGUGUGCAAGAGAAGGAACGCCUCAAACUGGCACAGCCUGAGUCUGUUCAUCUUACCACCACUGCUAAUUCUAAGAAAAGGAAGGGUAGAUCUUGUAAUUUUGGUAAUAAGACUGCAAAUAAAGUCCCUAAGACCAAUCCUGGUGCAGUUGCUUCUAGCUCUAAUCCCUUGAGUGGCAAACUUCAUUGUAAAUUCUGUCGUGCAAAUGAGCACACUUAG